This is a messenger RNA of Benincasa hispida (wax gourd), 1136 nucleotides long. RefSeq names its product protein OXIDATIVE STRESS 3-like. Lineage: Eukaryota; Viridiplantae; Streptophyta; Magnoliopsida; Cucurbitales; Cucurbitaceae. The record is from RefSeq and is a predicted model, not a curated record.
AUCCUACUCACCCUAUUUAUUAAAAUAACUCAAACCCAUCAAAAAGAAAAUAUUUUUUGGUCAAUACCCUUACAUUUGUUGCUUUUAUUUUUAAACUCCUUCUCUCAUUCAUUUUCUUCUUCAUAUUCUACCAAAAUUUCUUGCACAUAGAGAUGGGAGGCAAAGAAAAGAUGGAAGCUUUUGAAGCUAUGGAGUUGACGGAACUCAAUUGGGUGAUCAUGGAAACUAGAGAAAGUGAAGUUUUUGAAGCUUCUACUUCCACCAUUGGUUCCUCUUCGGAGAAUUCGAUCAACUCAAUUGAAUCAUUAUCAUCAGAAUUGUUAGAAGAUGCAUCGUCGUCUUCCUUCGCGUCGAACCUUUCGUCAUUGUCGUUGUCGCCAUCGUUAUCUUCAUCGGAUGGACCUCUUUAUGAAUUAUCAGAGCUCAUGGCCAAUCUUCCCAUCAAGAGAGGGUUAUCAAAAUUCUACAAUGGAAAAUCACAAUCUUUUACAUCACUAGCAAGUGUAAAGAGCUUGGAAGAUCUUGCAAAGAGAGUGAAUAAUAAUAUUUCUCAAAGGAAAAAAAUGAAGUCUUGCAAAAGCUAUGGAGGAGGUUUAGAUGCUCAAAAACCUUAUUAUUCUCCAAAGCCUUUGAUUUCUAAAAGAGUUUCAAAGGGUUCUUUGCUAUCACCUAUUUCUAAGAGAAAUAAUAUUAGGUUAUUUGAUUAGCCAUUCUUGAUGUUCUUCCACUCAUAUUUAGAGGAAUGGGAGCUUAUUAAUUCUCUCUUUUUUUUAAGCUUUUUUAAUUUUUUUUCAAUGAUUUGAGGCAAAAGUGGUUGCCUAUUUUUGUGAAAGAGUAAAUUCAAAAUAAUGGUUCAAUAGGAAAAAAAAAAAAUAGAAAGAAAGAAAGAAAAAUGGAAGGAGUAAUUAAUUAUAUCCAUCAUAUUUAUUUCAAGGUUUGAAUGUGUGCCCAAACUUGUUUCAAUAUGAAUAUAAGGUUGUCUUUUCGAAAGAAAGAUUAAAGCAACCGUGUAAAAUACUAAUAUACUUUCUCAAAUGAAGUUUGAUUUUUGUCGAAUCUUUUUAGAUAAAGAAUCAAUGUAAUCUAUUUUUAUUCGUCAAUAUGAAUAUAGGUCAACUAAUAUAAUAUUUGUGUUA